GCCUGUGUCAAACGUCGUGCGUGUGAAGUACGGCUGACAGUAGGCAAAAUACUUUAUAGUUUUCCAUUAUCGUGUAAUUUUUCCACUUGAUACGGUUCAUAUUCGCCUAGAAAAUGGAACCUUAUGAUGUGAUAGUCAAUCAGCCCGUUGUUAUUGACAAUGGAUCAGGAAUCAUUAAAGCAGGCUUCGCGGGUGAUCAUAUACCAAAGUGCCGGUUUCCGAAUUAUAUCGGAAGGCCUAAACAUGUUCGUGUAAUGGCUGGAGCGCUCGAAGGCGAUAUCUUUGUGGGACCGAAAGCAGAGGAACAUCGUGGAUUGUUGAGCAUUCGAUAUCCAAUGGAACACGGCAUAGUCACAGAUUGGAAUGAUAUGGAACGAAUUUGGAACUACAUUUAUAGUAAACAUCAACUCUCAACGUUCAGCGAAGAACAUCCAGUUCUGUUGACCGAAGCACCAUUAAACCCGCGACGUAACCGUGAAAAGGCUGCUGAAAUUUUCUUUGAGACUUUCAAUGUGCCUGCACUCUUUGUGUCAAUGCAGGCAGUUCUUAGCUUAUAUGCAACAGGACGAGUGACUGGUGUUGUGCUGGACGCAGGCGACGGCGUAACACAUGCUGUUCCUAUAUACGAAGGAUUUGCUAUGCCCCACAGUAUUAUGAGAGUUGACAUUGCUGGCAGAGACGUUACAAGAUAUCUUAAGGCUUUGAUUAGAAAGGAGGGCUUCAACUUCCACACAACUGCCGAAUUUGAAAUCGUACGUUCUAUUAAGGAAAAAGUUUGUUAUUUAGCAAGUAAUCCUAUCAAGGAAGAGAACAUAGAAACUGAAAAAUAUGCAUACACGUUACCGGACGGGAACACACUAGAAAUCGGACCAGCUAGAUUCCGUGCACCCGAAGUUCUGUUUCGUCCUGAUCUCAUCGGAGAGGAGUGCGAGGGUAUACACGAAGUGCUUACGUACGCUAUACAGAAAUCAGAUAUGGAUUUGCGUAAGAUGCUGUUCCAGAAUAUUGUUCUCUCUGGCGGUUCAACUUUAUUCAAAGGUUUCGGGGACCGAUUGUUGGCUGAAAUCAAAAAGCAUGUAGCGAAGGAUAUGAAAAUUAAGAUUGCAGCUCCUCAAGAACGAUUGUAUUCAACCUGGAUGGGUGGUUCGAUUCUCGCAUCGCUCGACACAUUCAAGAAGAUGUGGAUAUCAAAGAGGGAAUACGACGAGGAGGGCCAAAGGGCAAUACAUCGUAAAACGUUUUAAGUUUUAGUUCUCAAAGUAUCAUAUGAAAAAGUUAAACGAGAAAUAAAUUGGAGAAAAAACAUUUUUGUAUAAUAACAACAUACACUAUUGCGUCUCGAAUGCUUCCCAUGGGAAGGAACUCGCUGAGACCUAAGCAGAAAACUUAAUUUACUAGAAUAAAUGUUAUAUUUUAUAAUAUACGCAUAUUUAUUUCGGAUAGCUUUUAUAUUGAUAUUAAAAGCUCUAUCGAUUUUUUAGUACUUUUUUUAGUAGUAUAUUAAUUUCCAUAAUUUUCACAUAAAUUCCAGCGCGACAGAUUUUGAUAAGAUUUAUCGCUACCAGAGCUUGCAAGCAUUUUAUGCAAAUUUGAAUGAAUUUAAAACAAUAGACAGAUUUUCUACUACAGUUUUCAAAAUAUUUCGUUUUUAGUUUAUAUCCUCGCUCGCAUUUACUCGGAACCCUAUAAAGCACAAAAGACGUUAUUAAUUUUCCUCUAAAGCAAAAAAAGGUUGUUAAUGUUUCAAAUUCGAUUUUGAGCUAAAUUUACUAUAAAAGUUCGUGCGGUAGCUUGAUUUUAAAGCAGAUAUAUUAAAACGUAAUUGUUUUUAGCUCACGGAAACGUGUAAAAUACUCAAAGUUAGAAGAGAUAGCUUCGUGAUAAUUUGCGACUCUUUCGUUACUUUCAACAAGCAUAGGCUGUCGUAUAUUUUCGCUAAAUUUGGGAAUACAAAAACUAAAUCACAACUAACACAACUCUUUCAAAUUUCGUUGGCAGAACGACAUAAAAGUUCUAAUCACAUGCCAGGUGCAACAAAUUUUACUUUCAUUUUAUUUUUGUACUGGAAAAGACAAUUAUUAUAUAAUAAUUGAUUAUUUAUUGUCAAAUAAAGAAAGAUGAUUGAGAUACUGUAUUAAA
Messenger RNA from Hermetia illucens (black soldier fly), 2139 nucleotides. It is a transcript of the gene Arp1, whose product is annotated as actin-related protein 1. The record is from RefSeq and is a predicted model, not a curated record. The transcript is spliced from 8 exons. Bases 114 to 1244 code for a protein of 376 amino acids. Lineage: Eukaryota; Metazoa; Arthropoda; Insecta; Diptera; Stratiomyidae.